This is a messenger RNA of Plodia interpunctella (Indianmeal moth), 928 nucleotides long. RefSeq lists its product as uncharacterized. The coding region runs from base 49 to 801 and encodes 250 amino acids. The record is from RefSeq and is a predicted model, not a curated record. Lineage: Eukaryota; Metazoa; Arthropoda; Insecta; Lepidoptera; Pyralidae. The transcript is spliced from 2 exons.
GUGAAAGUCAAGUCAAGACUUUACAAGAUAUAAAACAUUUUUGUAACAAUGGCAGGAAAAUUUGUAGUUUUUAUUACUGCUUUGGCUAUGGCCAAUGCUGUACCUAUAUGGGUUAUUGCUCCAAGAAACGACCCCAACAUUGGCCAAGCUCCAAGCCUAGCCUACGGCUUUGGCAGUGGCUUCAGCAGUGACGUCGCCGGCGUCAAGCACUCGACCAGUAUCGGGUCUUCCUUCUCCUCCGGCGAUGCGACCGCCUACGGCCAAGGCAUCAGCGGCACUGGCAACUCCUACGCACGAGGAGUCGGCGCUGCUAACAUAGCCCCGACUUACUACACCCAACCGAAAACAAAUGACUACGGUUACGGACAGUAUUACAACCCAGCAUUACCAUCAGCUCAAGCAUACAACUCUCCUCAAUACGGAACAGCAUUAAGGCAGAAUAUUCCACAAUACCAACCCCAAUAUCAUGGUUACCGUGCUGCAGUAACGAACGCUGUAGACAACGGUCAGUACAGAACAGCGCUGUCUUCUGCCCAGAACGUAGAAGGUCAGAACUUCGAGUCAGCUGUAUCAGCCACCCAGCAAGGCCAAGGGUACAACUCUGCUAUAUCCAAUGCUCAGUCGUUGAAUGCUGGUGGUUUGCGAUCGGCGACGGCGGCGUCAGAAGAUGUCAAUGGCUAUAAGGCCAGUACUGCUCAUGCUGUGCAUCAGAAUGGCGGGACCCUUUAUAACAGUGGAGCCACCACCAUCAACGGACCUGGUAUACAAGCUGCUCAGUCGCACGCUAUUAGCUAUUUCUAAAUUAGUACUCAAUAAGUACACUUUGUUAGACAACUCUAUCGUUGUGUGGACUGGAUCAAUGAAGUAAAAAUAUAGAGACGACUAAUUAAAAUACUUGUCUCUUAUAUUUACUCACUAAACAAAUGUA